This is a messenger RNA of Akanthomyces muscarius, 5466 nucleotides long. RefSeq lists its product as uncharacterized. The coding region runs from base 1 to 5466 and encodes 1821 amino acids. Lineage: Eukaryota; Fungi; Ascomycota; Sordariomycetes; Hypocreales; Cordycipitaceae. The transcript has 3 exons. The record is from RefSeq and is a predicted model, not a curated record. Gene Ontology annotation, biological process: proteasome assembly. Gene Ontology annotation, cellular component: cytoplasm; nucleus. Gene Ontology annotation, molecular function: molecular adaptor activity.
AUGGCUGCGUCGUCCACAGAGAAAAAAGAGCUGCAGCUCGUCGAGACUGUCGAGUUCAGAAUUUUGGGUGUCGCCAACAAGGAGCAAAAGCUUCAUGAGCUUCUACAGCGCUAUCUGGCGCCUCUUAUAUUGAAGGCCGCCAGCGACCAUGCCAGUGUUCGCGGGAGGGUUAUCCAAAUAUUGACUCGUCUCAAAACUUUUAUUCAGCCGCCACAAGUCAUCUUGCCUGUCAAGGCGCUGCUGGAGCAGUACAAGACAACCGACUCUAUUGUCAUCAAGCAGCUGGAUCUCUCCUUCAUAUUGCACAGCCUCGAUCGCAUCGAUGUGGAGGAUCGGCGGGAUCUACUUCCUGUCGCACUCAAAGGCCUCGUGGCAGACCAAAAUCAGCCGCGGGCAGCGACCAUGAUCAACAUCAUCCUCCGACUGAUUCUAGACAUGAGAAUACCGCCGCGUGGGAGCAAAGAUGAUGAAGCCUUCAGGAAGGCCCUUGGACUCGAAGACGCUGCUGAUGCCAAGUAUCUCGCCUACGUGCUCGGCAUCUUCCUUCGACUCCGAGCCACAUCGGGCUCUCAGACGUUGGCCCAGUCCAAUGCCACACUUACGAGCUCGGAGCUAGCUCUUUUCCCUGCCGAAAGCUCAGACAUGGAAAAGAUUCUUCGCCGCAUAUCUGAGCUCAAAGUCAAAGUGGUCACCUUGUUCGCAAGUGCCGCCUUUACCGACGAAGAGAAGUUCCUGCCUGCCCUCUAUGCCGCUGCCAGCUUUGACGGCAGAGUCGCCUCUACGGGCGAUGAGAUCAUAAAGAGAACCUCCGUCUCGUUGGAAGACCAAGCACUCGUACAGCGCCUGUUUGCUGCCCAUGCUGUGCUCCCCGCCGCCAAUCGUACUCGAAUCCUCGGCAUGCUGACCAAAUCGGCCAUUUCGACAACCAUGACAGACAAUAUCAUGAACGUCGUGACACUCGACUUUAUGCCUGUAGAGGAAGGGUCGCCUUCCAACGCGUUACAGCCAUCGAGCACUCUAGAACGAACUAAGCUUCACAAGGCGCUAUUUCAAUACCUUUCCUGGGUUGCCCAGAUUGGCCCCUCCAAGCAAGAUUUCACGAUUGGGCCGCAGCUCAUUCAAAAGAUGCGCGAAUACGUUGAAAGCCAAGGCUGGCCUGUCGGCGAAUCCGGCACCGCUGAUGAAAUUAACCUCCGAUCGCGCGCGUACGAGACGAUUGGGCUGCUGGCCCGCAGUUCGGACAUGUCAACAGAUGACAAGCUCAACCUAGCGGCUUGGCUCUUCCGCUCACUUUCAGAAGAUUCUACCAACGACGCCAUCGUCAACAUCGACGGCGCUAUUUCCAGCCUGACCGCGAAUAUUGAUCCCAAAGACACGGCCGGCAACAUGAUGCUCAGAACCAUGUUGCUCACGUAUAUGUCGCUGACUGACGAGCCUCCAGCCGUUCGCAGCACCCGCCAUGCCGUUGUCAAGUGGGCGAACCAAUGCCUCCCGUUCUCCGAUGUAUACGCCCGGUGGAUCGACAUUCUGGCCAUCGCUGGUCAGUACAACGAACGCAACGAUGUCAUCGAACAGGGCCAUAAAGGCCUUGAUCCUUGGACUUAUUUAGCUCACAGCCAGGCUAAUACCAAAAUGCCUGACUGGAAGGAGAUGGCGGUGGCAUUUUUUGAUUCGCUCAUUGAGCCUGCCCCUGUGGCGGAUGGAAAGUCCGUAAAUGGGCUGCCGACGCUACCGUUGCGCCCAGUGUUUCAAAACUUUCAUGGGUCGCGAAUUCUUGCCUUCCCUGUCGCUCUCAAGUACUGCAAGAACCUCAUGCUUCUCUCAGCGCUGAAUGACUUCACUGUCCAGCCAGACUGGAUGCAAGCUCUGGGUGCACAGCUGAAAAACGACAUGACAGCCCAGAAUCAAGUUCGCGCAUAUCUGCAAAAGGUGGAUUCAAAAGAGCUCGUGUUCUAUCUCCAAACCUGUCUCGAUGGUGCCUUCGUCCAAGACGUGUCCAUCGUCGAAGACUGCAUCCGUUGCUUUGUUGAAGUGGCGUCUCUUGCCCCAGCCGAGACCAUCGGCCACCUGACUGGGCAGACGAUAAAUCUACUUUCUCUUGUCAAAUCCAAUAAUCGAGAGAUUAGAACACUGGCCGCCAAAGCUGUUGGAAUACUGGCCGCGCAUCCAGUCAAUGGUACCGAUGCUGUCGCCAAUUUCGCAGUCACCCUGCAUAGCUUCUUUGGCAACGCGCAAAGAAAGGCUGGCCCUGAUCUGAAUGCUGCAGAAGGUGCAUUGAUGGCAUUUGGUCAUUUACUGUCUCGUUGUGUCUAUUACAACCGCGACCUGCCACAAACUACGUAUCCACUGUCGUAUUUGUCGGAUGAAUCAACACCACUUUCACUUUUCGAGGCAGCUUUGGACUCGUUCGCUCAACUCUGGUCUGCUAAGCUGUCUGUGCCUUCGUCUGACGGCGAUCACAGCUUGGAAGUGAUUAUCAAGAAACUCUCGGCACAGGCCAAGAAGGGCAACGAGCGUGCCAUUGCCGCGCUUGGCCGCCUCGCAUCUGCGAUUGACGUCGGCCAAAUCGAGGGCACCACCUCUGACGCUCCAGAAUGGGAGCAAGGCACACUGGGCACUAUACUCACAGGGCUGUUUGCACUUCACGAACUAAAGCAGGUCGAAAUCCACUUCACCGUGGGAGAGGCCGUCACAGCGGCCAUUGCUCGAUGGGACUCUGAUCAAGUCAAACUGGGCAUAGACGUGGAGUGCCGGGGCAAUGGGUUUCAAAGCAAGGCGCUGGGAACCAUCAUCUCCGCCGUUCUUGGUAAGCUGUUCGCUGACUGCAAAGGCACCAAACCAUCACUUCUUAAAGCGUCCGGAAUCUGGCUAUUUUGUAUUGUUCAAUACUGCUCGCACAUUGAACAGGUUCAGUCCCGUCUACGAGAGGCCCAGGCUGCCUUUAUGCGCCUGCUGAACGCGCGCGAUGAGCUUGUGCAGGAAACAGCCUCCCGUGGUCUGUCCCUCGUCUACGAAAGGGGCGAUGCCGAUCUCAAGUCCGCACUGGUUAAGGACCUUGUGUCGGCUUUCACUGGAUCUAGCACCCAGCUCAAGGUAGAGGAAGACACGGAGCUGUUUGAGCCUGGUGCUCUGCCUACUGGAGAAGGAAGCUCCAUUACAUCAUACAAGGACAUCGUCAGCCUCGCAAACGAAGUCGGUGAUCAGCGCUUGGUGUACAAAUUCAUGUCUCUUGCUGCCAACGCCGCAACUUGGUCAACCCGAUCUGCUUUUGGCCGUUUUGGUCUGAGCAAUAUUCUUUCAGAAUCCGAGGUCGACCCAAAAUUGUACCCAAAGCUUUACAGAUACCGUUUCGACCCAAACUCCAAUGUCCAACGAUCCAUGGACGACAUUUGGAAGUCUUUAGUCAAAGAUUCGAAUGCCACAAUAGACCAGCAUUUUGACGCCAUCAUGGAGGAUUUGUUAAAGAGCAUCCUAGGUCGCGAGUGGCGCAUGCGAGAAGCCAGCUGCGCCGCCGUUGCCGAACUUGUCCAUGGCCGGCCAUUUGUUCAAUAUGAGAAAUACUAUCGGGAUAUUUGGACGGCAGCGCUCAAGGUUCUUGAUGAUGUGAAAGGUAGUGUCCGCGAAGCGGCACUGAAGCUCUGCAUGGGCCUUUCAAAUGGCCUUGUGCGCCAGCUGGAGGAGAGCAACCACAGCGCAGCCGCCAAGGCCAUGAUGAAGGAAGCACUUCCCUUCCUGCUAUCCGAGAAGGGCAUCGAAAAUACCGUGCAAGACGUGCAAAUCUUUGCCACUAUUACUGUCAUGAAGGUUUGCAAGCACGGUGGUGCUUCUUUGCGGCCAUUUAUUCCCGAGAUUGUCUUUCACAUGCUCGGCUUGUUGAGCACGAUUGAGCCACAGCAAGUCAACUGGCACUACCAGCGAGCCGGUGAAGAAAGUCGUGACCAAAUCGACAAGCUUCGAUCGCAAAUGGUGAAUCAGUCUCCCAUCUCUGAGGCUAUCGAAAACUGCUUGCGCUUUAUAGACGCCGACGUCAUGCUGCAAUUGGCGCCAAAGCUCGAGGCCACCAUCAAGAGCGCUAUCGGUAUGCCUACCAAGAUUGGAUGUAGUCGUGUACUGACUACACUAUUUACGCGACACACCAACGACAUCAAGCCACUGUCAAGCAAAUUCCUAAAGCUGCUUGAAAAGCAGACUCUGGAUAAGAAUGACGAAGUCAGCCAGGCAUACGCCAGAGCAGCUGCUUACAUUAUGCGGGCAGUGGGAGAUGCUGAUAGACGGCGCUUCUGCAGCGGCUUGGUGGAGUUGUACUUCAAUGGCGAGGACGAGAGCCGCCGCCAAAAAAUAUCAGAUGUCGUAGUCUCCUUGGCUAAGAUCUCGCCCGACCACUUCUCUAGCCAAGAAGCCGACCUGCUGCCUUUUGCAUAUCUUGGGUCUCAUGAUACGGACGAGUAUACCAGCAAAGUCUUCAAGGAGGUUUGGACCCAGCAUGCCGGCAGUAGCCGCACUGUCAUGCGAUACAUCCCAGAGAUUGUUGCAUUGGUUGAGCGCUGUCUAGCCACCACGCAAUGGGCACUCAGACACACAGGCGCAUUCACAAUUGCUGCCAUGGUCUCAGACGUUGUUAGUGCAACCAACACGACAGGUGGUAUUGGUGAACCCAACUGCAAAGCUCUCUGGCCUGUCUUUGACAAGGCGCUAGCACUCAAGACGUUUCCCGGCAAGGAAAAGGUGCUGGCGUCGUUUCCCAAAUUUGUCGAGAGUGGCCCCGUAUUCUGGCGAAACAAUGAGGAGGUUGCUGCGCAGAUGAAAAAGGUGGCUAUCAGAGAAGCAAAGCGCAACAAUGACGAAUAUCGACCACACGCAUUUCACAGCCUGUGGGAGUUUGCCCAAGCAAGAAGUGACCUGGACCUGCUGAGCGAGAUAACCGACAUUGUGACUCCGCACCUGGAUGCUUUUAUCGACGAAGAUAAAAUGGACGUGGACUCCAAGGAGGACAAGAGUCCGGACACGGCGCAGAACGGCGUCGAGGCCAUAGCGCGCGGCUACACGCGGGCGUCGACACGGGAUGUUGCUGCUGUUGCUGCAUCUGUCAUCAAGACGCUGCAGCCAUACCUCUCCCACGACAAAUUCGGCUCCAUCAAGCGCGAAGUGUGGUACAAGUGCGUCACCGACUUUAUGACAGAGGCUGUCGAACUGAAGAGCGCAACGAACGCGACGGACAACGCUGCCACGUUCUCAAAGUACCUGGAGAGCCUGGACCUAAACAAGGCGGAGACCGGCACGCAUCCGCAGCGCGUGCAGCGCAUAGACGCACUGGCGGCAGCGCUCAAGGCGCAGGCGGCUGGUGUGUUUGUGAUGACAGCAGACGGGAAGAGAAAGCUUCGUGAGCUGGUGGAGCGGGCUAUUCAGGAGGAGAGGGCGACGGAUUUGCAGCGGCUGUGGAAAAGAAUUCUGGAUGAGCUAGCUUAG